Dipodomys spectabilis (banner-tailed kangaroo rat) is the source of this 1599-nucleotide messenger RNA. Its product is annotated as basic proline-rich protein-like. Bases 1 to 1599 code for a protein of 532 amino acids. The record is from RefSeq and is a predicted model, not a curated record. Lineage: Eukaryota; Metazoa; Chordata; Mammalia; Rodentia; Heteromyidae. The transcript is spliced from 3 exons.
AUGGGCAGUGCUGCUUCUCCAGGGCUGCCCCUGGUUGAGGCUGGCGUUCAUACCUGUCACCAGAAGGGGCGGCGGGGCUCAGGCGCCGCUCGGCCCGUGGAAGGGCUGCCCGGCCCCGGCCCUGCCGGGUGGGAGGCUGAGCCCCGGGGCCGCCGGGAGAACCGGGAGAAGGGUGAGCGCUCUGCGGCGGAGCGCGGACGCCGCGGGGACUCCCGGCCGGCCGGCCAACGGCCAGGACAGGCGCCUGCUCCCGGGCGCCGACGGCUCCCGCGCCCGACCCGGGCCGCCGCGGACAGCCGCCCGACCCCGCCGGGAGGCGUCGCGCCACGCAGCGCCCAGCGGAUCCGCGGCGUCCCCCGGCGCCGGGGAGUCACGGGGUCGCGGGGAGCCCCCGCCCCGCCGCGGGCCCCCGCCCACCUCAGAGCCCGGCGCCUCUCACGGGCCCCGCCCGCCGCGGGCCCCGCCCACCUCAGAGCCCGGCGCCUCUCACGGGCCCCGCCCGCCGCGGGCCCCGCCCACCUCAGAGCCCGGCGCCUCUCACGGGCCCCGCCCGCCGCGGGCCCCGCCCACCUCAGAGCCCGGCGCCUCUCACGGGCCCCGCCCGCCGCAGGCCCCGCCCACCUCAGAGCCCGGCGCCUCUCACGGGCCCCGCCCGCCGCAGGCCCCGGCUCGUUAUCUCACAGGUGCGGACGCACCGGCCAUCUCCGCGCGGCGCGCAGCGGACUCGGGGCGCAUCGGCCUGCGGCGCCCCGGAGCGGUGAGUCCUCGGCCCGAGCCCAGACGGGCUGUCCCAGCCGCGCCAGCCGCCCGGCCGCCCGCCGCCCCCGCCCAGGCCCUGCUCCGCCGAGCGCCACCGGCCGGCCCGUCGGCCCGGCCCGACCGCGGGUGCGCGGCCCGCUCGGCCCGGAUGGCGGCGGCGGUGGGGGUGGGGAGCUGCGGCAGCGCCGGGAGGAGUGGGGGCGGCGCGCUGCGGCGGGGCGGGGCGGGGGCCGCGGCCUGGGGGAAGGCCCGCACCCCGCGCCGCGCUCCGCCGGCCCCCGCCGCCGCCCGCACCCCCGCCCGCACCCCCCGGCCCGCACCCCCGGCCUGCUCCGUCUCCCGCACCCGCGGCCCGCACCCCCGGCCUGCUCCGUCUCCCGCACCCCCGGCCCGCACCCCCGGCCUGCUCCGUCUCCCGCACCCCCGGCCCGCACCCCCGGCCUGCUCCGUCUCCCGCACCCCCGGCCCGCACCCCCGGCCUGCUCCGUCUCCCGCCACCCCCGGCCCGCACCCCCGGCCUGCUCCGUCUCCCGCACCCCCCGGCCCGCACCCCCGGCCUGCUCCGUCUCCCGCACCCCCGGCCCGCACCCCAGGCCUGCUCCGUCUCCCGCACCCCACCGCCCGCACCCCGUCGCCUACUCCCCACCUGCACCCCGUCGCCCGCACCCCACGCUUGCUUUGUUCCCCGCACGUCCUCCGCCCCCCCCCCGCCCCCCGCAGCCCGCUGUUCCCGCACACCCACGGGCAAACACCCGGCCGCGGGCGCGGGAGGUCAGAGCCCGCGGGGCACAGAUGGCCGGGAUUUCCUCGGAUAGAAAUAGCCGGGCCCAAGCUGCUUAG